AACUGGCAUAGAGCAUUUGGCCAGCAACAGCGGCAGCGAGUAUUCAGUAUUCGUCGUCUGUUCGUUUAGUUUGGAUGUUGUGUGAAAUAACUUCGCUUCUCGUCGCUCGGUUUUUUACUAAUUUCUUUCAAUUUCAAUUCUAACACUGAAAUGUAAUUUGUUUGAAAUUCUUCUUCGUCGCUUAUAAUUUAAAGAAUAUAUUCAUCAAGUGCGUGCGCGUUGUUCUCUUGCUCAAAAAACUAUCGAAACUUUCGGUGUUUCUGUUGUGAAAGAAAAUUAUGAUUAGAAAUACAGUUUGAAACGGUGCAAUUGUGCAGCAACAAAUGUGUGUGAGCAAUAGUUAAACCCCAGAGUGUGUGUGUGUUGUUGCAGAGUCAAAUAUUGACAGCUGUCACCUGUCGCGAAAUCGUGCAGUCGGCAUUGGUGCAGCUGCCUUCUACUUCGAGUAGUGGAUUCAAGUAUUUUCGCAAUUGUUGCAUAUUUUGCCGGCAAACGCUCAUCAUUACAAGCGACCAACCGACCGACCGGUCAGACCCCUUGCAGACGUGCAUACAUACAAACAAUAAAUAAUAAACGUCAGCUGUCCGCUGCACUUUGUCCGUCGUAGUGAGUGCCGUGUGUUACCCUUCCCCUUUUUCUGUGCUACAUUGUAAGUGUGUUGUUGUAUGCUUUUUAUUGUGUCUCGGCAAUUCGUUGUGCUUCAUUUUGCGUUGCAGUUGUUGAAUUUAUUAUUACACAGCAAAAAAACGUGAACUCGAAAGGGAAUUAAAAAGUGAAAUAAAAAAGUAAAGAAAGUAAAAUCGAAAAAAACUACUUACAACGCGCAUAAAUUCAUUACAAUUCAUCAAAAUCAAGUGAACAGCUACAACGAAAAAAGGUUAAUUAUCACAUACAUAUAUUGGCACUGUGGGAUUUGUGUAUUAUUGUUGUUGCUGGGUAGUGGAGCCACAAGCCAAAGGCCUCAAGUAACGAGCUUGCCAUUGUGCCGGGUUAUCAGGUCGCAAAUGAAGUGUGUGUGUGUAUAAUGGCAAUUAUUCAUUAUUAGUGGGCAAAUGCUGCUUAUUAAGUGCUGAAUUGUUGCAGAAAUUUGCCUUAAAUUGUAAAAGUGUUGAAUUGUGAACGAUAAGCAGGCAAUAAUAAUAUUGUACUUACUGUAUGCAAAAAUACAUAAAAGUUUGUGGAAUAAGCAGUAAAUGCAAAAAUUCUUCUGGAGAAUUAAAAUUAUAAUUUUUAUAACUAAACAAGUGCAUUUUAAGCAUUUUUCAAGUGAAAUUUCUGCCGAGCCAGUAAGCAAGAAAAUUGUUUAUAACCAUACUUCAGCUGUCGACGUCGUUGUUUUUGAGAGUCACUCCCAACGACACAGCGCGGAGGCGCGCGGUUUGUACCACAGCAGCAAGACACGACGCACCUUGCCUCUUGGAAGGUCUACAAAGGCACAAACAAGUGUUUCGCAGCGCGCUGAAAGCAAAGAAAGCUAAAGAAAUACGAGUCGCAGCCACAAAGUGCCGCGAAUGGGGAGCGCUGUGUAAGCAAAUAAAGACGCAGUCAAAAUAUAUACCAGAAGAUUCUUUCACCAAACAACUGCAAAAAAAAAAAUUAUAAUAAUAAGCAAAUAAAUCGCAUGCAGUACGGGUAAAUGAAAGCGCAGCGCACGCUUAAUUCACAGCUGGUUAUUGCUGAAUUUGAUACUGUGUCGAUUGCCAGCGCGUGAGUGUGCGUGCACUUGGUGUACUCGCGAAAAUCGCCCUGCGUCGAGUUAAUCACGCGCAAACACAUCAAAUUGCAGUCAAGUAAUUUGUACUUGAAAAUCGCGCAAGUGAAAUCCGUGAAAUUGAAUUCGUGCCUAUCAGCCAGAAGAUGUUGGGCCGGCGACGAGCGCAUAGCGACCCCGAGUGUUGAGUUGGGAAAAUAGUUAAACUUACCGCGCGGCACAGCAGCAGCAACGCGCCUGCGGUUGUUCUGAAAGAAAAACAAAUUUCUUCAUGUUAUGCUUUGUGAUUAUGACUGGCCGCUGCCACAACAAACACAACAAUAACCACAACAACAACAAAUAUAUUAGCGCGCUUAUUACAACGAAGUAGAACAGACUACUAGCCGGCCAUUAGACGCGGCGGCGGAAAUUUAGUAGCAAACUCAAUUUUUUUGUGUUGGUAAGUUGGUGUUUUUCGUGCUCACUAAUCGAUCGAAAGCUAAAGCAAAAUAAAAAACAAAAAUCACAAAAAAGUAAAAAAAGUAAAAAAAGAAAAGAAAUCAUAAUAAAAAGCAUAGAAAUUGUGAGAAUUGAAUUGGUAGCAGCGCAUAAUUGGCUAAAACGGCCGACUCGACCGGAAAAUCAAGCAGCCACUGAGGCGUACAACAGCCCUAGUAGCAGUCGAAGCAGCAGCACUGUGAGUAGCGCUAGCUCCAGCACGAUGUUGGCCGGCAUAAGGAAGCGUUUGGCGCGCAAAACGCUAGAUAUAAAAGAAGAGGAUGAUGAUAAAGACGACAUACAGGCAUUUUCGCCCCCAACGAAUUAUAUAACGAUAUCUCAAGGAAAAAUUCAGCUAGUACACCAACAACGCUCGCAGGAAAGUGAUAUUUCCGAUGCGCAAAAUCGAAAAGAUCGGGAGGUACUGGAAAAUCGGAUUGUCGAACUAGAAGAAGCGCUUUCCCACUUGCAGGAAAGAUUUAAUAAUAGUCAUUGUGUGUCGCCGACGUUCGAGAAAGAGCUGCGGGAGCAAUUGGAUAACAUGAAUCGUGUGAUAAAAUCGAAAGAACGAAAGCAAAAACAAACAUGUCCAGGACACAAAACAUUGCAGACCCGCAUCACCCACCAAGAGACCCUCCUACGUUCCAUGCAACAAGAGAAUUACACACUCAAACGAAGCAUACGUCAUUACGAACGCUGUCUGGACGAUGUCAUGCGCAAAGUGGUGGAUGCCAUUGUGGCAGAGGAUAUUCUACGCGAAGAAGUCACCAUGCUUAAGAAUCGGGUACGUGAUUUGGAAGCGCAAAAUGCGGCGCUCUCAGCAAGUCCAGCAAAAGGACGUGACGAAGGCUAUUGUACAAUGAGCAGUGGACAACCGCAGCCAUCAAAUGGCCACCUGGAAGAUUUACCAGAAGAGCCAGAGCAGUGGUUACUGCCAGCCGAACCGUGUUCGACUGAAAUGGAAGACUGGAGCAUGUCGCAAGAGGAAUUGCCCGUAGUGACGCUGGACGAUGGACAACAAAUUUUGCGCAGCGGACGAUUGUUGACCAAUUUGAGGCGGCAAAAUGGUGAAAACGAGUGGAUGUGGAAUUCGAAUGAUUUCCUCACAUCGACUACGGCGGAGACGGAUUCUGAGUCUGAGGCGAUAUCCCAAUUGCUGCAACAAAAGAUUGUUUACUCUGAAGAUGAAGACAUUGCGCGCACCGAGUUCACCAAUGAGUUCUACAAACUCGUCGACAUACGUUCAGCCUCGGCGCGCAGCCUGUUCUCCUACAUAGAAGGCGAAACGGACGAUGAGGAUGACGACGACGAGGAAGAAGACGAAACGUCUAGUUUGUCGAAGCGACGUGUGCGGCUGCGCAGCAAAACCGCCUUAAAUGGCAACCGACUGAAAGCGGCCAGCCCGACGCCAAGCGAAGCGGGACGCGCACAAGUGACCAGCUGCUCGUCCAGCGAAUCGGACGAACAAUCGCGUUGUACGACAACGCAACACGAACUGAACGGCAGCACCAUCGAAGGCGGCAUCGAAGAGGAAAUGGACACACAACUGUGUGGCAACGAAAGCAGUGAUAUCGAAAUCGAAGACUUGCAACUGGAAAACGAAGCAUUGCAACAGCUCAACGAACAAGAAUGCAUCGAGGCGAUCAUACGCACGGAACUGCGUCGACCCAACACCACUGGACCCACGCUACCCAUGGUCAAAUCCAAAUCAAUGUUGCACAAAACCGAAAACGAACUGAAUGGAUUGCUACGCCAAGCGGCAAACACGAACGGCAACGACAGCAAGCCGCCGCGCGUGGUGCGCAGCGAAAGCGUUAACGGCGCCGUCGUUGGCGGUAGCGGCAACGGUAGUGGUGGCGGCAUGAAUCGCGGCGGUUCCGCGAGCGCACACAAGUUGCAAGAACGCCUGCAACAGCGACCGGCCAACUCGUGGCGCAAAAGCAGUGGCUGGAAGCGCGUACCAACCACACCGACUGGUUCGCCCACAGCGCCGUUGUCACCGAAAAAGGAAGUGAAAACGGAGAUUGUGCGCAACUGUGUGAAUGGCUUGCCGAAAAUACCGCCGACGCGUAUACCAACCAGCGUACAACAACAAUCGCCGCCAUCGCCAAAGCAAAACCAAAAUGUCGCAUUGCAAUUUGGCGAAACGCAAACGCGACAACAACAACAACAACAGCCAAUACGAAAAUCCAAAAUUCCGCCACCAGUUCCCGUGCGUCGCUCGGGAGCGAGCUAGCUAAGUACGGUAGAGGGUGUAAAAUAAAAAUAAAUAAUAUUCAAAAACAACAACAAAUAAUAAAAAAAAAUAUUAAAUAAUAAAAAUACAAAUAAAAUUAUACCCGUUAUAGUAGUAUAACAUGCCGUUACGGUUGUUGCGAAAUCCACAAGUUAAUUAAUUUAAGCAAAAUUUAUAUAAAAAAGACUUAUAUGUGAUAUUUGAGCGAAGAAAAAGUACGCAAAAGUAGUUAUAAAAAAACAAAAACAAAUAACAAUAACAAUAAAAACAAAUUGUUGUAUAAACAAGUAGAAGUAACAAUGAAAUAACACCAAACGUGAAACUAACUGCCUACUCUACAAAAACAAAAACAAAAAAUAAGAAAAAUAAUACUAAAACUAACAACAAGAAAAUAAUUAAUUAAUUACAACUACAAUUUUGGCAUACAAAAUUAAUUAAAAAAUUUAAAA
Molecule: messenger RNA, 4873 nt
Organism: Zeugodacus cucurbitae (melon fly)
Lineage: Eukaryota; Metazoa; Arthropoda; Insecta; Diptera; Tephritidae
Product: Nck-associated protein 5-like
Exons: 9
Coding region: 2412-4424 (670 amino acids)
Source: RefSeq, a predicted model, not a curated record